This is a messenger RNA of Aspergillus viridinutans, 2898 nucleotides long. RefSeq lists its product as uncharacterized. The coding region runs from base 1 to 2898 and encodes 965 amino acids. The transcript has a single exon. Gene Ontology annotation, molecular function: ADP binding; protein binding; catalytic activity. The record is from RefSeq and is a predicted model, not a curated record. Gene Ontology annotation, biological process: nucleoside metabolic process. Lineage: Eukaryota; Fungi; Ascomycota; Eurotiomycetes; Eurotiales; Aspergillaceae.
AUGGCGGCCGCAAAGACCAUGCUGGAUAAAGUCCAUCCUUCACUGUUUCAGCCAAAAACCGACCACAAUGCCUACACACUUGGGAAUAUUGCCGGUCACAAUGUGGUAGUGGCCUGUCUCCCGUCCGAUGUUUACGGAACCACAUCUGCGGCAAUCGUGCUCGCUCACAUGUUGCCGACUUUUCCUUCUCUUCGAUUUGGGUUGAUGGUAGGAAUCGGGGGCGGGGUGCCCAGCCAAGACACAGAUAUUCGCCUUGGUGAUGUGGUCGUUAGCAUACCAACUGCGACCUCUGGAGGCGUGAUCCAAUAUGACUAUGGGAAGACACUUCGAGACGGACGUUUGCAGCGCACUGGGUCACUUAACAAGCCCCCACAAUACCUGCUCACCGCAGUCUCGCAAAUACGCAGUGAUUACAUGGUCAGAGACUCACUCAUCAAGAAAAGUAUAUCAGAGACAGUUCAGAAGCACCAAAGGAUGCACGAACAAUUCUCACGACCAGACCAAGACUGGCUGUUCAAACCGGACUAUGGUCAUGAGAGCAAGAGCGCUGACUGUUCACUGUGUGAUCAGUCCCAGCUAGUAGUCCGUACAACACGAGAAACCAAUGAGCCGGUCAUUCAUUAUGGGCAGAUUGCUUCUGGGAAUCAAGUGAUGAAGAACGCUAAGAUACGAGACGACAUUGCCAAAGAGUUGGGCAUUCUCUGCUUUGAAAUGGAGGCAGCCGGGUUGGUGGAUCAGUUACCUUGCCUGGUUAUCCGAGGAAUUUGUGACUAUUGUGACUCGCAUAAACAUAAGCAAUGGCAGGGAUAUGCAGCGCUUACUGCAGCUGCUUAUGCACGAGCUCUGCUGGAAGUGGUUCCUCUGUCUAGCAAUGAUCUGAGCAGGGAAAAAAGAAGCCGCUGGAUGGUCCCCUUCGCGAGAAAUCCACGGUUUGUUGGCCGACAGAAUGAGAUUGACAGUCUUGAACAAUCUAUUAUUCACUCAAGAGGUCCCACCAAGUCUGCUAUAUGUGGACUAGGUGGAAUUGGGAAAACUCAGAUUGCACUGGAGCUAGCCUAUCGCGCAAGAGAAACAGUUCCAGGAAUUUCGAUUUUCUGGAUCCCAUGCACCAGCUAUGAGAAUAUCGAACAAGCUUAUCUGAGCAUUGCCUCAAGCUUAGGAAUGAUGGAUAUAAAGCCAGCAGAGGUAAAAGAACAAGUCAAAACCUUCCUCAGCCAAGAACACGCUGGAAAGUGGCUUCUUAUUUUCGACAAUGCUGAUGAUAUCGAGAUGUGGACUAAGGGAAGCAAGACUACGCCGCCGCUCAAGGACAUUCUUCCCCAGAAUGAAGAUGGUCAUAUCCUGUUUACGUCGCGUAACCGAAAGCUCGCGGUGAAGUUGGCGUCACAGGAGGUGUUAUCCAUUCCUGAGGUGGAUCCAAACACGGCCAAAGAGAUAUUCGACAAAUUACUCAUACAAAAGGGUUUGCUACAGGACGAUUGUGCCACUACUGCACUCCUUGAGCAGCUUGGCUUUCUGCCCCUUGCAAUCAGUCAAGCUGCAGCUUAUAUUAACGAAAACCAGAUUUCGUUAUCUGAGUAUCGGUCAUUGUUAGGUGAGCAAGAGAGAAGCACAAUUGAAAUGCUAAGCGAGGAAUUCGAGGACGAUGGACGCUAUGCUGAGAUUCAGAACCCAGUGGCGAUGACCUGGUGGAUAUCUUUCCUGCAGAUCCAGCGACUGGAUGAAUUAGCAGCUGACUAUUUGUCAUUCAUGGCCUGUAUUGACCCACGAGAUAUCCCGCGGUCAAUCCUUCCACCUGCAGCUUCACCAAAAAAACAAGCAGAGGCAAUAGGUCUUCUGAAGGCGUAUUCCUUUAUUACUGCACAGGUCUGCGACAGUCUAUUUAGUCUUCAUCGACUUGUGCAUCUUGCGACUCGAAAUUGGAUGCGAAUAGACAAGACUCUUGAUAUUUGGGCAGAAAGAGCAGCAGGCCAGUUAGAUGAUGUCUUUCCUGAUGAUGACCAUGGCAAUCGAAAAAUAUGGAGGGACUACCUACCACAUGCGCUCUAUUUGGCAAACAGUGAAGAAUUCCAAAGUUGUCGGCAUGAGUAUUAUGGAUUUCUUUUAAGGAUAGGAGGGUGUCUGCAGAGGGAUGGAAGAUAUAAUGAGGCUCAAAUUUUCUUCACUGAUGUUCUGGAAAUCAUGGAGACAGCUCUUGGACCUGAGCAUCCUGACACUCUCCUCAGCGUUAACGACCUUGGUUCAGUGCUCAACGAUCAGGGCAAGUAUGAAGAGGCUGAAGCCAUGCAUCGGCGAGCACUAGAAGGUCUAGAAAAGGCUCUAGGGCCAGAGCAUCCUGACACUCUUGCGAUGGCUAAUAACCUUGGCUCAGCGCUUGCACAACAGGGCAGGUAUAAAGAGGCUGAAGCCAUGUAUCAGCGAGCAGUAGAAGGUCAAGAGAAAGCUCUAGGACCAGAGCAUCCUGACACUCUCGCAAUGGUUAGUAACCUUGGUUCGGUGCUUUCACAACAGGGCAGGUAUGAAGAGGUUGAAGCCAUGCAUCGCCGAGUGCUAGAAGGCCGACAGAAAGUUCUAGGACCAGAGCAUCCUGACACACUCGCCAGCAUCAGCCAACUCGGUACGGUUCUUGCAUGGGAGGGCAAGUAUGAUAAGGCUGAAGCCAUGCAUCGGCGAGCGCUAGAAGGUCGACAGAAAGUUCUAGGACCGGAGCAUCCUGACACUCUCGCCAGUGUCAGCCAUCUUGGUUCGGUGCUUGCAUGGGAGGGCAAGUAUGAUGAGGCUAAAGCCAUGCAUCAGCGAGCACUAGAAGGUCGACAGAAAGCUCUAGGACAAGACCAUCCCAAGACUCUCGCCAGCGUCAGCCACCUCGGUUCGGUGCUUGCACGGGAGGGCAAGUGA